This is a messenger RNA of Nymphaea colorata (pocket water lily), 2299 nucleotides long. Its product is annotated as sugar transport protein 7-like. The transcript has 4 exons. The record is from RefSeq and is a predicted model, not a curated record. Bases 232 to 1791 code for a protein of 519 amino acids. Lineage: Eukaryota; Viridiplantae; Streptophyta; Magnoliopsida; Nymphaeales; Nymphaeaceae. Gene Ontology annotation, cellular component: membrane. Gene Ontology annotation, biological process: monosaccharide transmembrane transport. Gene Ontology annotation, molecular function: monosaccharide transmembrane transporter activity.
GGGGCCAUUGUCUGUACUUUUAAUGCAAUUGGCAACCCCGUUUGACUCAAUGUGAAAUGAAAUUUGAUUAGAAAAACGAAGCGGGUGAGAAAGCGGCUGGCCUUUCAACAAGCGUUAGCUUUUUCCCAGAUCUGAGCUCCAAAUUCCAAUAAGUAGAAUUAGUUCAAUCCCCUCUACAAAUUCCGUGCUUUCUGCCUUUCUUGGGUACCUUUCCUGACGAGCUGUCCGAAAAUGGCCGGAGGCUCUUUUGCGCCGGCCGGCGUGGCCAAGGAAAGGGCGCAGCAGUACCAGGGGAGGGUCACUUUCUUUGUGGUCUCGGCCUGCAUGGUUGCUGCAGUUGGGGGCUCCAUCUUCGGCUAUGACAUCGGAAUCUCAGGUGGAGUGACGUCCAUGGACCCUUUCCUGGAGAAAUUCUUCCCCGUGGUUUACAGAAAGAAGAAUUACCAUUCGAAGGACAGCAAUUACUGCAAGUACAACAACCAAGGCCUGUCAGCCUUCACCUCUUCGCUCUACCUGGCUGGCCUGGUCGCCUCCCUCGCCGCAUCGCCGGUGACGCGGAAGUACGGUCGCCGGGCGAGCAUCGUGUGUGGCGGAAUCAGCUUCCUCUGCGGGGCGACCCUAAACGCGUCCGCUAUUAAUCUCGGAAUGUUGCUGUUGGGAAGGAUCCUGCUCGGCGUCGGAAUUGGAUUUGGCAAUCAGGCGGUUCCUCUUUAUUUGUCGGAGAUGGCGCCGGCGCACCUGAGGGGCGGCCUGAACAUGAUGUUCCAGCUCGCCACGACCCUCGGCAUCUUCACGGCCAACAUGGUCAACUACGGAACCGAGAAGCUGCGGCCGUGGGGGUGGAGGCUGUCCCUGGGCCUAGCGGCGGUGCCCGCUCUACUGAUGACCGUUGGCGGCCUCCUGCUGCCGGAGACGCCCAACUGCCUGAUAGAAAGGGGGCACAAGGAGGAAGGCAGGCGGGUUCUGGAGAGGAUCAGAGGCACCCGGAAUGUGGGUGCGGAGUUCGAGGACAUGGUGGACGCGAGCGAGCUGGCGAACGCGAUAGAGCACCCGUUCCGGAACAUACUGGAGAGGAGGAACCGGCCUCAGCUGGUCAUGGCCAUCUUCAUGCCCAUGUUUCAGAUUCUGACGGGGAUAAACUCCAUUCUGUUCUACGCGCCGGUGCUGUUCCAGAGCAUGGGGUUCGGCGGGCACGCGUCGCUCUACUCGUCGGUGUUGACGGGGGCUGUGCUUGCCUCCUCGACGCUCGUCUCCAUUGCCACCGUCGAUAAGUGGGGGAGGAGGGCUCUGCUCAUCGGCGGCGGCAUCCAGAUGAUAGUCUGUCAGAUUGUGGUGGCAGUCAUCCUGGGCCUCAAAUUUGGGAACGACAGAGAGCUGUCCAAGGGGUUCUCCAUCUUGGUGGUGGUGGUGAUCUGCCUGUUCGUCGCCGCCUUCGGGUGGUCGUGGGGGCCUCUUGGGUGGACGGUGCCGAGCGAGAUAUUCCCUCUGGAGACGCGCUCCGCCGGGCAGAGUAUCACGGUCGCCGUCAACCUCUUAUUCACCUUCGCCAUUGCCCAGUCCUUCUUGUCCCUCCUCUGCUCCUUCAGAUACGGCAUCUUCCUCUUCUUCGCCGGGUGGAUCACCAUCAUGACUCUCUUCGUGUUCGUCUUCCUACCCGAGACGAAGGGCGUCCCCAUCGAGGAGAUGAUUCUCCUGUGGAGGAAGCACUGGUUCUGGAAGAGGGUAAUGCCUCCUGUGGCUGAGCAAGACGAUGAUGACUCCUCCCCUGCGUCCAACCACCUGCAGCUCUAGAUGUACCUUUAUAUAUAUAUAUAUAUAUUAAGGUAGAAAAUCUUGUACAUCAAUUGGCUUCCUCUUGGGAUUCAUUAUUUUUAUUGAGAUUGCAGUCAAGAUAUGAAUAAAUAGAGAGAGAGAGAGAUCCAAAUUUGAAACAUAGUGGGAGUUGGUGGGAUGACAAAGAAGCAGCAGCCAUUUUAUGCAAUGCAAAGGUGAUGAUCUUCAGACAGACUGAACACAAAAUAACUUGCAAAAGAUGGGGAAAAAAGAAAGACAGCAGCCUCUGCAAAAGUCUAUCGUAGCAGGCAGGCCCCUCCAAAUUCUAGAUCAAUGAUAAUCACAGAGGCCCAUUGUCGCCCCACCAUUCUCACCUUCUUCCACUUUCCUCUCAAAAGCAUCCUCAAUCACGCUCUCACAAAUUACAUUCCUUCCCUUUCGCUCUAUGUUCUCUUUUCUGCCGUCACCGCUAUUUCAUGGCAGUAGGUUUCCAUUGAUGCACCUACCGUUUGUCUUUCCUUUUUCC